Messenger RNA from Monomorium pharaonis (pharaoh ant), 846 nucleotides. Its product is annotated as transmembrane protein 17B. The transcript has 4 exons. Gene Ontology annotation, biological process: non-motile cilium assembly. NCBI's taxonomy places the organism in Eukaryota, Metazoa, Arthropoda, Insecta, Hymenoptera, Formicidae. Bases 147 to 698 code for a protein of 183 amino acids. The record is from RefSeq and is a predicted model, not a curated record. Gene Ontology annotation, cellular component: ciliary transition zone.
UUUAAAGUUACUGUUUUGGCAUCACUGAUCACAGGUGGUCGAUUGUCGCGACUGGUCAUGCGAGGAACCAGAGUAUAAAUUCAUAAUUCUAAAUGUAUCUAUAAAUAUUUUUGCUUUUUUUCUGAAUGAGUCCUACGUUAUAAGCAAUGAUGUGGAGGACGUCAGUUAUCACCGCGUCGGAUCGCAUAUUUCCUGGUCUAGCAUAUCACAAUCGAAAAAAGGAAUUUUAUGAUAUAGGAAAUCAGAUACAAUCCAAUUUACCACUCCAAAUAGCAUUGUACUUUAAUGUGUGGGCAUAUCCCGUGUGGUUUUUUGUGAUACUCAUCAAUUUAGAUGCAAAAUAUUAUUAUUUAACGGAUGUGUACAAAUUCAUAACUGUAGCAGUAUUUAUUGUUAUAUCGAUAUUGGAGGGUAUACGAUUAUACUUGGGAUAUCUUGGAAACUUAGCAGAGAAGAUUCCAGAACUGGCAAGCUUCUGGCUGAUAUCUACCCUCAUACAUUUUCCUUUAGAAAUGUUUCUUCUUUUCGAUAGUAAAAUAAUACCUCAUCUUAGUGAAACAAUCAUUAACGGUAUCAUGGCGUUUUUGCUCGUUACUGAAAUUAUAACGGCUACAGUAGCUUUGAAGAAAUCAGCGGACCAUCACGCAAAAAGAUUUUACGUCGCACAGUUAUAUGAAAUUGAUGAUAAUAAACAUUAAUGAUGAUAAUAUAUUAUUUAUUGCUUUUGAGAUUUAAUAAGAUUAUUGCACUAUUAAUAUGCUGAAAGACUCGACAUAAUGUGAUACAUUUGAAUAGAAACUCAUUUUUGUAUUUGAUAAAAUCUAGAAAUAUAAGUAACAUAUAUAU